This is a messenger RNA of Naegleria gruberi, 852 nucleotides long. RefSeq lists its product as uncharacterized. The coding region runs from base 1 to 852 and encodes 283 amino acids. The record is from RefSeq and is a predicted model, not a curated record. Gene Ontology annotation, molecular function: NADP binding; L-aspartate dehydrogenase [NAD(P)+] activity. NCBI's taxonomy places the organism in Eukaryota, Heterolobosea, Eutetramitea, Acrasida, Naegleriidae. The transcript is spliced from 3 exons. Gene Ontology annotation, biological process: NAD+ biosynthetic process.
AUGUCAGACAAUAAGACUCGUGUUGGUAUUGUUGGUUACGGAUUGUUGGGUCAAUUCCUUGUUGAUAAAAUACUAAAUGAUGAAAGGGCUUCUAAAAAAUUCGAAAUUGCCUUUGUGUGGAAUAGAACAUUUGAUAAAGUAUUGGAAGAUAAACAAUUAAAAUCCGAAUGGCAUUUGGAUAAUUUGGACAAUUUCAAGGAAAAGAAUCCAAAUAUUAUUGUAGAAGUUGCCCAUCCAAAUAUAAUUGUAGAAUAUGGAUCUAAAUUUUUGUCUUGUUGUGAUUUAUUUGUUGGAUCACCAACAGCUUUUGCUGAUAUCAAUGUUGAGGAGGAAAUAAGGUCAAUUGCCAAAACGUCAACCAAUGGAUGUUAUAUUGCAAGUGGUGCCCUUUGGGGAUCUUUAGAUAUUCAAAAGAUGGGAAUGUUAGGAAGUUUGAAAGGAUUAACUGUCACCAUGAAGAAACAUCCAGCAAGUAUGAAAUUGACAACAUCAGAAAUGCAAGAAAAGUUACAAAUUUCCCUUAAUGACCCUACAAAGGAGUACGUUAUUUAUGAAGGACCUGUUCGUCCACUCUGUCCAAUAGCUCCAAACAAUGUCAAUACGAUGGCAGUAGCUUCUCUGGCUGCUGAGAACCUAGGAUUUGACCUCGUUAAGGCUAGACUUGUUGCAGAUUCCAGAUUGGAAUCUCAUAUCAUAGAUAUUGAAGUGGAAGGUCCAAAUGGUUUUUCAGUCAUGACUAGUAGAAUUAAUCCUGCAAAAGUUGGAGCUGUCACUGGUCAAGCAACAUAUAAUAGUUUUCUUAGCAGUUUGUUAACAGCAGGUGGAAGAGGAAAUGGAUUCCACUUUUGCUAG